AUGAUUCUCGACGCGGAAAAAACGCUCACGCCGAGUGAUGGGCCGGGCGAUGGUCCCGUCGACCAUGAACGAGGCUCAAUGACCAGCGUCCGCGAACGCGACGAGCUGGAUCGCCUCGGGUACAAAGAAGAGCUUCGUCGUAAUCGCUCUGUCGCUACCCUCCUCUUCCAAUCUCUCGCUAUCGCGGCAAUCCCCUACGGCGAAGGAAGUGCCCUCCUCAACGCGAUAUACGGCGGCGGUCCUUUGUCUAUAUUCAUCGGGUGGAUCAUCGUCUGCAUCCUCGAUCAAUGCAUCGCCAUGUCGCUGGCCGAACUUGCCUCGCGAUACCCCACCUCUGCCGGACCCUAUUACUGGUCUUUCCAGCUGGCCAAGUCGAGCAAGACAACUGUGUCUUUCAUAAAUGCUUGGAUCUGGGUGAUCGGAAACUGGACCAUCACCCUCUCGGUGAACUUUGGCUUUGCCUCUAUGCUUUCUGCGACUAUUUCCAUGUACCACCCUACCUGGAGCGCGAAUAGUUGGCAGCUGCUCCUGAUUUUCUAUGCGGUUUGUCUGGGGUCGCUUGUUAUUUGCACAUUUGCGAAUAAGUAUCUCCCGCAGGUGGAUAUUGCUUGUGCGACGUGGACUGCGCUGACUAUUAUUGUGAUUCUCAUUGCUGUUUCGGUUAAGGCGGAUGCCGGGCGUCAUUCGGCUUCGUAUGCGCUCGCUCAUUAUGAUAAGUCUUUUGCUGGUUGGGGAAAUUUCAGUUUCUUCAUCGGUCUUCUGCCUGCUGCUUAUACCUUCUCUGCUAUCGGGAUGGUCUCGGCCAUGGCGGAGGAAUGCCCUCAUCCAGCGGUGAAGGUGCCAAAGGCAAUUUCUCUCGCGGUUCCUGUCGGGUUUGUUGCUGGUUUGUUCUUUGUUAUCCCGAUCUGCGUCACUUUGCCUCCGCUGGAGGAGAUCAUCAAUGCCCCCGGCGGCCAAGCACUGCCCUAUAUCUUGCACCGAGUGAUGGGGUCACCCGGUGGUGGAUUGGGUCUCGUCUUCCUGGUUUUGAUCAUCACCCUCUUCUGUUCCAUCAGCAUCACCGUCGCGGCAUCCCGCUCCACCUGGGCCGUCUCCCGUGACGAUGCACUCCCACUGGCGAGCAUCUGGGCGAAAGUCCACCCUCGUCUAGGUGUACCAGUCUGGUCCCUGGUUCUGUUGACCGGAAUCCAAAUGCUGCUAGGUUUGAUUAACCUCGGUAGCUCAAGUGCGUUUACAGCCUUUGUCUCUGUCGGCGUGAUCGCGCUUGCCGUGGCCUAUGCGAUCCCGAUCUCUUUGAGUCUUUUCCAGGGCCGUGUCGAGGUGAAGCAUGCGAAGUGGAAUUGUGGCAACUUUGUCGGGACGAUUGCGAAUGUGCUUGCUCUAGCGUGGAUUGCUUUCGAGUUGGUGCUGUUUAGUAUGCCGACUGCGCUGCCUGUGACCCGAGUCUCGAUGAAUUAUGCCUCAGUGGUGUUUGUGGGGUUCAUGGUGAUCUCGGCCGUCUGGUACUUUGUUUAUGCAAAGAAGCAUUAUAAGGGUCCUCCUGAGUCGGAUGCGUUGGAUUCGGAGUGA
Molecule: messenger RNA, 1569 nt
Organism: Penicillium argentinense
Lineage: Eukaryota; Fungi; Ascomycota; Eurotiomycetes; Eurotiales; Aspergillaceae
Product: putative amino acid permease
Exons: 2
Coding region: 1-1569 (522 amino acids)
Biological process (GO): transmembrane transport
Cellular component (GO): membrane
Molecular function (GO): transmembrane transporter activity
Source: RefSeq, a predicted model, not a curated record